AAUGAAAGUUUACACGCACGACUAAGUGAGAUGAUUAGCGAAGACCGGGAUAUGAAAUCGAUGCUAUGGGAAGUGGGAUUGCGACUGGAUAUUGUUGAGAAAAAACAACAAUCGAUGUUGAAAAUGCUACAAAAUUCGAGAAAUUUUGCUAAAAGUUCUCGUUCAACUGAUGAUAAUAGGUCGAAAAUUGAGGAGAAGAAAUUUGCUGCUAAGAAAGCGAAAUCUGUCGAAAUAUUUGUUAAUAUCAGUAGCAGUGACGACGAAUACGUAAGCAAACUUCAUCAUCAAAAGAAGAUGGUGCCAGAAGUAGCAGCAGCUAACGUUUGCAAAAACCCGAAGAGAUCGUACACUUGGCGAAAUGAAGAUUACACUUCGAUUACGGAUACAAUUAUGGUGCCCGAUCCAGAGCACUAUCGUAAAGGUUCUGAGCAGUCAAUCAGUUCACCGAAUCUGUCCAGGACAUCGUGUGGCAAUAGUCGGGCACUGCGGAAUUUCGAGGAGGUAAUCUACUGUUCGAAUAAAUUAUGGUUGGAAGAUAAGAAGCCGGCACAAACUGAAGACAGGUAG
Molecule: messenger RNA, 567 nt
Organism: Gongylonema pulchrum
Lineage: Eukaryota; Metazoa; Nematoda; Chromadorea; Rhabditida; Gongylonematidae
Source: the annotation of a GenBank genome assembly